Arabis nemorensis is the source of this 1221-nucleotide messenger RNA. Lineage: Eukaryota; Viridiplantae; Streptophyta; Magnoliopsida; Brassicales; Brassicaceae. The record is from the annotation of a GenBank genome assembly.
AUGGACACAUCACCGUCGUCCCCACCUCCAUCCCCGGUGAUUCUCCACCUCGAUUCAAUCAGAGCUCUCAAAAUCCUCGGUAAAGGCGCCACUGGAACCGUCUUCCUUGCUCACGACGUCGCUUCACUCUCUUCUUCUUCCUUCGCCGUCAAGCUCGUCCACAAAUCCUCUGCCUCCUCUCUCCGCCGUGCACUGUGGGAAAUCGAGGUCCUCCGUCGUCUCUCCGUCGACUCCAAUCAAAACCCUUUUCUCCCUCGUCUCUUAUCUUCCUUCGAGUCACCGGAAUUCUUCGCCUGGUCCGUACCUUAUUGCUCCGGCGGCGAUCUCAAUGUCCUCCUCCGCCGUCAAAACGACGGCGUUUUUAGCUCCUCUGUUAUUAGAUUCUACGUGGCUGAGAUCGUAUGUGCGCUUGACCAUCUUCAUUCCAUGGGGAUCGCUUACAGAGACUUGAAACCUGAAAACAUUCUGAUUCAACAAUCCGGUCACGUUACACUCACCGAUUUCGACCUUUCUCGGAGCCUCAAAAAACCCACCCGGCCGCAAUUCUAUCAACCCGACCCGGAAUUGAGCACGGGUCGUAAUAAAAAUGGGAGCUUUUCUCGGUGGAUCUCGCCGGCGGUUACAGAGAGGAACAAAACAGGGCUGAAGAAAACGAGAUCCGCUCGGGUUAACCCGAUUACUCGUCGGAAAACGAGUUUUUCCUCCGGCGAACGUUCUAAUUCCUUUGUCGGAACCGACGAGUACGUCUCGCCGGAGGUGAUUCGCGGCGAUGGUCACGAUUUCUCCGUCGAUUGGUGGGCUCUCGGCGUUUUGACAUAUGAGAUGAUGUACGGAGAGACUCCGUUCAAAGGGAAGAGCAAGAAGGAGACUUUUCGAAACGUGUUGGUUAAGGAACCCGAGUUCGCUGGAAAACCCAACGACUUAACCGAUUUUAUCCGGCGGUUGCUGGUUAAGGAUCCGAACAAGCGGUUAGGUAGCAACCGUGGCGGGGCGGAGAUAAAGGAGCAUGCUUUUUUCGCGGGUGUGAGAUGGGAUUUGUUAACGGAGGUGUUACGACCUCCGUUUAUUCCGUUAAAGGAUGACGGGGAGUUAACGGUAGGUGGGUUUGAUAUAACGGAACAUUUUGAGGAACGGAGGACGACGUCAUCAUCAGCUCCUCCGUCACCGUUACGGACUCCGACGCACGUGUGCCAUAAGAAUGAUCCGUUUAUUGAUUUCUGA